Molecule: messenger RNA, 1809 nt
Organism: Microsporum canis CBS 113480
Lineage: Eukaryota; Fungi; Ascomycota; Eurotiomycetes; Onygenales; Arthrodermataceae
Product: glycosyl Phosphatidyl Inositol 17
Exons: 2
Coding region: 1-1809 (602 amino acids)
Biological process (GO): attachment of GPI anchor to protein
Cellular component (GO): GPI-anchor transamidase complex
Source: RefSeq, a predicted model, not a curated record
AUGAGCCAGGAAGAUUCAUUGCGGGAAAAGUGCCCUGGUGGAAGGCCUGAUGCCCCGGGCAAGGCUGGCUCAAGCUUGGAAGAUGAGCCAGCACCCAAGUCGGCUGUCCAUCGCGGUGCGCCGCCUGAAAAACCUGAAGCUAUUCGAAGGAGAUCGCUUAUCGUGCUCACCUUUUGGCUGAUCAUUUUACUUCUCGGACUGCCAAUGUGGUGGAAAACGACAUCCAUCUAUAGAGCUAAACUCCCGCUCAAUGAGAUGGAGAAUUGGGCAGUAGGGAAGUCUUGUAGGCCUGUUUUCCCCCUGCAUAUACAUGUUCAUACGCCUGGAUUAAAUAUUCCUGAAGCGGAGGCCUUGGUUCAAGCGGCACAGCAUGCUCUUGACGACUUGAACGAUUUCUCCGCCCACCACCUUCGCCUACGUCUGAUGAAAACAAAAGAAAGUUCGAAUCAUGAGUCAGGGACGGUCAAUGAAGCAGUAGGCGAGCAUGCACUGGUACUACGUCUUACUCCGCGUGAUAACAUCACUUCAAUCUCCGCCGAUCUACAGCCAUACUCUGAGCGACUGGAUGUGUUUUAUCCAUCUGGCCAGGUGCAGCCACAAACCACCUCGCAUUCGCCCCUUACAACAUUUAUAGCAAAGGAGCUGCGUAGUCUAUUUAAUGAGGAAAAAGCAGCAUUGGAGUAUAUUCUAUCGCAGAGCAACAGCGGAACCUCGUCUUCGAAGCAUUCAAUUUCAGGGAGUCCUGCAGCACAGGGGCCUCAAAGCCUAGGGGCCCUCAAUAAGGAGCAAAGAGCGAAUAAUAUUAGCCCCAUGAUGCAACCACAACUUCUUGAAUCCAUUGCUAGCCGUGCAAAGAAGUCGUUCAAAUACGCAGAAACAUACCAUCUAAGCUUCUCUCUCUUUACACCUGGUCCUGUGCCGUCGUCCUGGGAAAUUGAAUCCGCCUUGAAAGAACAUCUAUCCCCUCUCCUUGCCGCAUUUUCUCCCAUUAGCAGUUUUUCCAUUGAUACCCAGGUGCAAGUCUAUGCUACCUUCUCGCCAACCGCAACACCACCCGAAUAUGAUGAAAGCAAAUCUGCAUGGACCCUUAAGAAAGAAGACUUGAGCGGAUUUAUCAAUGCAGCCGAAUGGCCCCUCAGCCCGAGCAUUGGCGGUGGACCAACCAUAAAUUUCAUUCUCUACGUGCCCUCGCCGACUCAGUCGCCGCUGGUCGUCCAAGAGAAUUCGGCUACAAGCUGGCUUAUUCCUCAAUGGGGAGGGGUGACCAUUCUAAACCCGCCCCUAUCCACGGACCCAGAGCCGCAGAACCCACAUCAUCUUUCCCGCGAGGCUCUAAAGCCUGUCAUGGAUACAUUUUCACACCAACUCCUUACACUUCUCGGCACUCCUAACUCACCACCAUCUCUACCACUGCGGCUGCAAAGCCUGAUCCGAAUCCAUACCGCGUCCCUUCUUCUAUCCGCAUCAUCUACAAUGGGUUCUCUUGCACGCCUUACUCUCUCGCUUCCUUCCAUACCCAUCCCUAUCACAGUCGCAAAUUCGGUUUCUCAUACGUUGUCCCAUCUUUCUUCAACUUGCGAAAUGCUACACCAGGGAGCCUUUAGGUCUGCCCUUGCUAGUGCUAGAGUUGCCGAGAAAGAAGCUGAACGCAGCUUUUUUGAGAAAAGUAUGGUUGGCCAGGUUUAUUUCCCAGAUGAACAUAAGGUAGCCGUGUAUCUUCCGCUUUUAGGACCAAUUGGAGUUCCAUUAGUACUGGGUUUGAUCAAGGAGCUAAAAAGGAUGCUAUUUGGGUUGCGGUCGAGGUCAUGA